This is a messenger RNA of Penicillium hordei, 429 nucleotides long. RefSeq lists its product as uncharacterized. The coding region runs from base 1 to 429 and encodes 142 amino acids. NCBI's taxonomy places the organism in Eukaryota, Fungi, Ascomycota, Eurotiomycetes, Eurotiales, Aspergillaceae. The record is from RefSeq and is a predicted model, not a curated record. The transcript has 2 exons.
AUGGCCGGUGUGCCACCGUCACGAUCGUCGGGUCCAGACAAACCAUUGGACUCGGAAGCACUCUGGCAACUCGCAACGCAGCACUGGGCGCGACCAGAUAGCGCCCGUCCAGCAGACAGUGCUCAUCUCGCGACCAUCCGGCAGGAGCUCAAAGGCGAUCAUCUCGGACGCGCCUUCUUUGGACUCGGGAGGCAACUGCGCGGACUUGGUCCCUCCGAGAAUCACCCCCUAUCCUCUGGAAGAAGCGGAUAUCAUCAUGCCGGCCUCGUUCCGGUGACGACCUUUCAAUGUCCACAGGAGUGGUAUGAAGAUCCAAUUGACUUCAUUAAAGACAUUGAGACCGCGGUUGAACGGGAUUACGCCCGAGAAACGACGGCGUUGAACACCGCCAUGGUACAGACCAAGACAUAUAUCAUCGAGCCUUCCUAA